AUGCUACUCGCCUAUCUUACUUAUCGAUUAGGAAUAAUUCAUAGCAUACGUUUUCUUUGUCUUACUAUUCUGUUGAUAUUCGCGGAGAUCAAAAUUACUCUCGGCGGAACGUAUCUCAAUGAACUUCUCAGCUACAAUCAUCAAUCGAUACUCUUCUAUUGCAUAUUAAUCUGGAUAACACUAUCCUUCGAGAUCUAUUUUUUCCUCGAUCGUUUAUUUGCCUCGAUAUCAAUCAAAGCUAGAAUUACCGUUCAAGUUUUAUCUCUUCUUUUAUGUGUCUGUUAUCUGCUAGCAUGUUCAUUUACAUUGUACGGGUUUAUUAAAUCAUCCGAUGGUCAUGUUAUCACAGAAACGGAUUUCUUCUAUCCUCCGCUGACGAACAUUACUUUAUCGGCAAAUUGCAAUCCGUACCGUUUCAUCGGAAUUGUCUCCGGUUAUCUGAUCGGUUUUCUCUACCUUGCCGUGUUCGUUUUGAUACGCUGUUCGACAGGCUGA
This is a messenger RNA of Adineta ricciae, 495 nucleotides long. NCBI's taxonomy places the organism in Eukaryota, Metazoa, Rotifera, Eurotatoria, Adinetida, Adinetidae. The record is from the annotation of a GenBank genome assembly.